AUGCUGAAUGUCAGGCCUGAAAAGGAAUCUCAGCUGCGGGACUUCGUGAACACAACAAUUCUCGAGCAAUUAUCCUAUCCUCACAUGACGAAUCGAUACGAGGAAAUACAGGAAGCGCACUCUAAAACAUUUGACUGGAUAUUUUGUGGUGCAGAACAAUCGGACUUGCCGUGGAAUAACUUUGUAGAAUGGCUAAGGCAAGAUGCCAAUAUAUACUGGAUUAACGGCAAAGCAGGUUCUGGAAAGUCCACUUUGAUGAAACACAUUUAUGACAGCAGCCACACGGCCAAGUACCUCCGGGAGUGGAGUCAGAAGAGACUGUCUAGUCAGUGUUGCAUCGCAACCUUUUUCUUUUGGAACAGCGGAACAGACAUACAGAAGAGCCAGCAAGGACUUCUUCGAUCGCUAUUGUUCCAAGUCCUUGGUCACAAUCCCAAUCUUAUCCCUCUUGUUCUCCCUGCGCAAUGGGGAGAGCAUUAUGACAAACUACCGACUCCUGAGCACCAAAUCAAAACCAAAAUUUGGUCACUUCGAGAGCUUCAUGAAGCAUUUGAGAGGCUUAUCGAGCAACAGCAACAUCAAAUGAGCUUGUGCUUCUUUGUGGAUGGCCUUGACGAAUUCAGCGGAGACGCCGAACAGCUUUGCAUGUCUUUCAAGCGACUAGAGAAGAGAUCGGGGAUGGCAAAAUUCUGCCUAUCAAGCCGACCUUGGGUAGCAUUCCAGGAAAAUUUCCGGGAUGGCCCUAAACUUCGACUGCAAGAUCUCACAUUCAAAGGCAUUGAGAUUUAUGUUAGAGACAAACUCCAAGGUAGUCAAGCUUUUAUGAAGCUAGCAGAUCGAGAUCCACAGCUUCUUGAAUUUCUGAAAGUCGAGAUCUUGGAAAAGGCACAAGGGGUAUUUCUCUGGGUCAAGGUGGUUAUCGAACAGCUUUUGCGAGGUGCCAACAAUCGGGAUUCCAUUGCCCAACUUUGGACACGCUUAAGGUCAUUUCCAGGGGAACUAUACCCCUUAUACAAUACCAUAUUGACGCAGAUAGAGCCUGUUUAUCUUGAAUGGGCAUCAAAAACAUUCCAGAUAAUGAGAAGG
Messenger RNA from Mollisia scopiformis, 1086 nucleotides. RefSeq lists its product as uncharacterized. Lineage: Eukaryota; Fungi; Ascomycota; Leotiomycetes; Helotiales; Mollisiaceae. The record is from RefSeq and is a predicted model, not a curated record. The annotation marks the transcript as partial. The transcript has a single exon.